CUUUGUCUGUGCAUUGAUCGUCGACAUGACAAGCGGCGACUCUCAACUAGCUCUCCCCUGGGCGAUAUGACGCCCAAUAACAAAUAGCCACUGCGAUCCUUAGUCAAUUGAUACAUUAAUUGGGCAUUGUGGUUUAGAGGGCCUAAGAAUGGCUCUCGAUAGAACAGAAAGUGUAACGGUGGUCGGCGCUGGAGCUUGGGGAUUGUCCACGGCGCUUCAUCUGAUCAACGCAGGAUACACCGACGUGACUGUCUUCGAUCGGGCAUCUGAGAUACCUUCACCGUACUCUGGGGCUUAUGACUUGAACAAGAUCAUUCGAGCUGAAUAUGAAGACGACUUCUACACUGAAUUUGCAUUAGAAGCCAUUAAACGCUGGAAGACUCCCUUCUGGGGGGCGAACUUUCAUCAGGUGGGCUAUGUGCUCGCCACUUCCAGCGCAGCGCCAGAAAAAGCGGUCAACCACCUGCAAAAAGCGCUUCUUUCUGUGAAGGAUCAUCCCGUGUUUGCUCCGGGUAUCGUGCCCCUGAGUGGCCACGACGACUUUCGAAACAUAUAUUGGCAGUUUCCUGGCCCUAUGACGGGCUUCAAUGGGUAUUUCAACCGUCUCGCUGGUUAUGCACAUUCUUCCAACACAAUGGCAGACAUCUACAGGCAUCUAAGCGGCAGGGGGAUCAAAUUCGUUCUUGGACCAAAGGAGGGCGAGGUGGUGAAGCUCCUCUACAGCACUACCAGAGACCUCGCUCAGCGGCGCUGCACAGGGGUACAAUUACAGAGCGGAAAGGUUUAUCAAGCUCGACGUACCAUUCUAUGCCUUGGAGCGUGGGCUUCGACGUUGAUCCCAGACAUCGGCUCCUUCGUCGUUGCCAAAUGCUGGUCCGUGGCCCAUGUCCGCCUGACUGAGCGAGAGUGCGACUACCUUCGAGGAAUCCCCGUACUCAACGUACGGGACCUGGGGUUCUUUUUUGAGCCUGACCCAGCCACUAAGCUGCUUAAACUGUGUCCUUUGGGCGCCGGGUACGUCAAUACAGACAAGAGCACGGGCACCUCAUUACCCCCUUCAGAGUCAUUAGAAACGCCUACAAAUUACAUCCCGGCAUCCGAUGAGGAGAAACUGAGGCGGCUUUUGAGAGAGACAUUGCCGUGGUUGGCGGACCGACCAUUUGUUGAACAAAAAAUGUGCUGGUUUGCGGACACCUCCGACUCUGACUACUGUGUUGAUUUCGUACCCAAUACCGGGGACUCUCUGGUUGUCUUGUCCGGAGACUCAGGACACGGUUUCAAGAUGAUGCCAAUUGUCGGCGAGUGGGUUGUGAGACUCUUAGCAGAUGGUAAGCAAGACCUCUCUAGAUGGCGUUGGAAGCAGGUUGAAGGAAACGGCGGAAAGGAGUGGGGUGACGAUGUGAGCUGGAGGAUUGGGACUACCAAGGAGAUCGAUGAGAUCGCUGAAGAGCAGGACAGGAUGAUGAAAGCACGCUUGUAAUCGUAACACCUAUUGCAUCAAGAUUGACAAAUGGCUGAAAGUGCUAUACUCAUGAUAUUCGUCCAGUGCUCGAAAAUCGAUCCCAAUCUCGAUGCAUUUGUAUCACAUCCUCUCACAAACGCGCGGUUGCUACGUCCCUCGAGGAAGAGCGGCGUCAGGUACAGUAAUUAGACUGUGGUGGUUGUAGAGGAGAGUGCGCCUAUAAC
Exophiala viscosa is the source of this 1686-nucleotide messenger RNA. RefSeq names its product oxygen oxidoreductase. The transcript is spliced from 2 exons. Bases 149 to 1480 code for a protein of 443 amino acids. The record is from RefSeq and is a predicted model, not a curated record. Lineage: Eukaryota; Fungi; Ascomycota; Eurotiomycetes; Chaetothyriales; Herpotrichiellaceae. Gene Ontology annotation, molecular function: sarcosine oxidase activity; flavin adenine dinucleotide binding; saccharopine oxidase activity.